CACACUAAACUGCUUCCUGUUAUUUUUUUCUGGAAAAGCACGUCAAUCUCAGAUUUUCAGUUUGUCAAGAAAUAAAAAGAAAUGGCAACUAAAAAGAAAAGAGUUGGAGAAUUAGAUACAGCUGAACAAAUGUCGGAUCCAAGUGACGGGGAAGACAUGGCCGGCGAGACUGAAAUGGAAGUGAACGAGGAGAUACAGGUUGACUUUGAGGCCCGAGUUCCAGAGGGCAGUGAUUUCCAUGGCAUCAGGACCCUUCUACAGCAGCUUUUUUUGAAAGCCAACAUCAACUUGUCAGAAAUGGCAGACAUCAUUAUAUCACAGGGACAAGUUGGAAGUGUGGUCAAGCAAUCCUAUGUACCUGAAGAAGAUGAUGAUGAAGAUGAAAUGGCAGAAGAUGACCCAGUCUUAGCAGUUACUUCAGUCAUCAACAUCACAGACAAAAAGGACAUGGAGUGUGUGAAGCAGGUGCGGUCAAUGUUGAUUGACCAGUGUCAGAAGUGUGGAGGAGAUCAGAAGUUCAGCAAGGUCCUGAAUGACAGUGACCGCCACGUAGGUCUGCUGGUCAGUGAACGAUACAUCAACAUCCCCCCACAAAUAGCUGUACCUAUGUUUGACUCAUUACUAAAAGAAGUGGAGAAGUGUAAGAAUAAGAAGAUGAAGUACGACUUUUCUUAUUACAUUCUACUGUGUAAGACAUACAGACAAAAGGGCCAGAAAAAUAGUCCCCUGUUCUUCACCAACGCAGAGGAGGAAUAUCUACAGGAGGUGAGUGAUGCUAAGUUCCAGUAUUCAGUCCAGGCCGACAGAGACACAGUAGUGAUGGGGACCUGGGACUCUGAGGAUCAGUUUGAGGCCUUCAGGACUGUACUGCUGAUCCCCGCAGACAAACUCAGACAGGGCGUGGAGAAAAUCUAAUCCCAACUGGCCACCACUUGAUGUGAAAUCAGAAAAUAAAUUUUUUAUUUCUGUU
Saccostrea cuccullata (small rock oyster) is the source of this 970-nucleotide messenger RNA. Its product is annotated as protein BCCIP homolog. The coding region runs from base 82 to 915 and encodes 277 amino acids. The transcript is spliced from 7 exons. Lineage: Eukaryota; Metazoa; Mollusca; Bivalvia; Ostreida; Ostreidae. Gene Ontology annotation, cellular component: nucleus. The record is from RefSeq and is a predicted model, not a curated record.